AUGGAUGAAGUCGACUACGCCAUUCAUAUUGAACCCCUUUCGGAAGCCAUCAAAGAACUCAAGGAGCAGCUGCACGUUUUCGUCGUGAAUUUCGACGCGAUUGUCAACAUACUCAACCGCCAAGCUGACGAUGUCAACAAAAAAAAAUGGAUCUGCUACUGGAAAGAACGAAACCGAAGUCGAGUUGUGUCUUCUGCUCUUUCGAAGAUAGCAAGGAUAACCACCAGACUGGACGAUGCUGCAGAUAUCCGGAUCCCGCCUCACGUCCAACCUGCAACUGUGCAACAGAUGCCUUCAACCUCAUCACGUGGAAAACUCUGGAAUCUCGUGCACAUUCUGCGCUGCUACUCAUAA
Molecule: messenger RNA, 354 nt
Organism: Necator americanus (New World hookworm)
Lineage: Eukaryota; Metazoa; Nematoda; Chromadorea; Rhabditida; Ancylostomatidae
Exons: 1
Coding region: 1-354 (117 amino acids)
Source: RefSeq, a predicted model, not a curated record